Lachnellula hyalina is the source of this 717-nucleotide messenger RNA. RefSeq names its product Glutamate 5-kinase (gene PRO1). The record is from RefSeq and is a predicted model, not a curated record. The transcript has a single exon. Gene Ontology annotation, molecular function: RNA binding; glutamate 5-kinase activity. Gene Ontology annotation, cellular component: cytosol. Lineage: Eukaryota; Fungi; Ascomycota; Leotiomycetes; Helotiales; Lachnaceae. The annotation marks the transcript as partial.
UCCAGCGCAGGCUCCGCCCUAGGCACAGGCGGUAUGUCGACCAAAAUAGUAGCUGCGCGCCUCGCCACCUCCGCCGGCGUAACAACUAUAAUAACGCGCUCCAGCAACCCUGGCAACAUAGCAAACAUAGUCUCCUACAUCCAAGCCAUCAAGUCAUCCUCCUCCACCUCUACCCCGGACAUUGCCACCCCCCCAAGAACCACCAUAACGCCAUCCCACUCCACAGCGAGUCUAGCAAGCGUAACUGCUGCCCUGAGUAUACCAGCCCCGCUACAUACGAGAUUCAUACCCUCCGCACAACCCAUCCGGGACCGCUAUUUCUGGAUCCUGCAUGGCCUGGCACCACACGGGACAGUGUACAUCGACUCCGGCGCGCGACGGGCACUGUCUAAUAAAGCCGGUCUUCUCCCCGUAGGCGUUGUUGACGUUGAAGGAUCAUUCGCUCAACAAGAAGCCGUUCGACUAGUAGUCGUAGACCGCAUCAAGGCCGAAGAUGUGAAGCCGGAGGAUAAUGGAAAAUUGUGGAGAGGGCCGGGUGUGGAAGUUGGGAGAGCAUUGGUGAAUUAUAGCGCGAUAGAGAUUGCGCGGAUCAAAGGUGUGAGGAGUUCAGAAAUCGAGGGAUGCUUGGGGUAUGCGGAUAGUGAGUAUGUUGCGUUGCGGGAGAAUAUCAGUUUCUUUGAGAGGGAAAGUCGACCUGUUACGCCGAGUCCGUUAUGA